AUGUUUGUAAAAGACAAUGGAGAAGGAAAUGAACAUUUAAAAUUAAUAGAUUUUGGUAGUUCAAUGUUACUUCAAGGAGGAAAAACUUAUCGCUUUAAAUCAUUAGCCCUUGAUAGCGAUAUUGGGUAUAGAAGUCCUGAACAUAAAAUGAAUACAGGAAUUAGAGGAUAUAUGUUCACUACACGAACAGAUAUUUGGGCAUUGGGAGUAAUCCUUUUUAAACUGGUCUCGAAUGAUGAUAAUGUAAAACUUUUUGAUGAAAAAGCAAUACCUUCUGAAGGCAACAAAGAUAUAUUACAACAAGAAAUUAUGGAAAAAGUUGAUGUAAAAGAAAAAGAAUUAAAAAAUAAAAAAAUGGAACCUUUAUUUAACGUUAUUCGACUUUGUCUUUAUUUUGAUCCGAAUGAUCGUCCGAGUGCUGAAAAUCUAAUCGCCUUUAUGAAAAAUGAAUGUACUAUGAAAAUACCUAAUGGCAAACAAAUAUCAUUUAAUCCAGAAAUUGCACCCCCAGAAGAUGAAUGCAAACCAUCUCGAGUAACUCGGGAACCCCAAGCAUUACAAACCAAACGUUUAUUUAUUAAAAGCAAAUCGCCGUUAUCUCCCAGAACUACUAUUUAA
Messenger RNA from Meloidogyne enterolobii, 618 nucleotides. NCBI's taxonomy places the organism in Eukaryota, Metazoa, Nematoda, Chromadorea, Rhabditida, Meloidogynidae. The record is from the annotation of a GenBank genome assembly.